This is a messenger RNA of Andrographis paniculata, 1197 nucleotides long. RefSeq names its product ras-related protein Rab2BV-like. The coding region runs from base 262 to 963 and encodes 233 amino acids. NCBI's taxonomy places the organism in Eukaryota, Viridiplantae, Streptophyta, Magnoliopsida, Lamiales, Acanthaceae. Gene Ontology annotation, molecular function: GTPase activity; GTP binding. Gene Ontology annotation, cellular component: endosome. The record is from RefSeq and is a predicted model, not a curated record. The transcript has 4 exons.
ACCCAUCAUCAAUCCCUUUCCUUCACUCUGCAAUUGUCCGUUUCACCCAAAUCCACCAUUUCAUCAUCGCUUUUAUCUAAUCUUUCAUUCCCGUGCCGUGCCGUCCCCUUCAUUCUCUGCAGCUCGUUCGUUUUUCCUCGGUCUUCUCUCCUUUACGUACGUGAAGGAGUAGUGCCACUGCGAGUACGAUUACCUGUUCAAGAUCGUGUUCAGGAAAAACAGACGGAAUUGUGAUUGACAUUGAAGUGGAAUUCAUGAGUGAUGGCGGUUAGGGUGGAUCACGAGUACGAUUACCUGUUCAAGAUCGUGUUGAUCGGCGAUUCCGGCGUCGGGAAAUCAAAUAUUCUCUCGCGUUUUACCAGAAACGAGUUCUGUUUGGAGUCCAAAUCAACCAUCGGAGUUGAAUUCGCCACCCGAACUCUUGAGGUAGAGGAGAAGACAGUGAAGGCCCAAAUUUGGGACACAGCCGGGCAGGAGAGGUACCGAGCAAUUACAAGCGCAUACUACAGAGGAGCUGUGGGGGCGCUCCUUGUGUACGACAUUUCCAAGAGGCAGAGCUUCGACAACAUUCAAAGAUGGCUGCGUGAGCUGAGAGAUCAUGCAGAUUCCAACAUUGUGAUCAUGAUGAUCGGAAACAAAUCUGACCUCGUACGUCUAAGGGCAGUGAGUGAGCAGGACGGGCAGUCAUUGGCAGAGAAGGAAGAGCUCCUAUUCCUCGAAACUUCUGCGCUGGAAGCGCGCAACAUCGAGAAGGCGUUCCAGACCGUAUUGUCGGAGAUAUACGGCAUCAUCAGCAAAAAGGCGCUGGCAGCACAAGAAGCUGCUGCUAAUAUCGCCCCUCAAGAGACUCAUUUCCUCCUCUCAUCGCGCUGCCUCAGUCGACCACGCAUUCUACGAGCACCGAAGACGACAUCUCUAGCCACGCCCGUUGCUGUUAAACACAGUAGUUGUCUCCGCCCUUGAUUUCCCUUAUAUUACACCUCUGUAGUUGACGACCGUUGCCGCCUACAUCUCUAGCCGCAGCCGAAGCCGCUUCCACCCUUGAUUUCCCUUCUAUUUACACCUUCAGAGUUGACGACCGCCGACGACAACAUCUUUGGCUGCGCCAGCCGUCGUCAAACAUGAUUGCCACCUCCGCCCUCAGUUUCCCUGUCGUGUAAGGUAGGGGAAGGGGGAAGGGGGAAAGGUAGGGUUGAU